AUGGACAUGAAGUACGACGGAACCAAAGACCCCCAGGAACACCUAACGGCCUUUGAGGCUAGGAUGAAUUUAGAAGGAGCCGCCAACGCGAUCCGGUGUAGGGCCUUCCCGGUAACCCUAGCCGGGCCCGCGAUUAAAUGGUUCAACGCCCUCCCCAACGGAUCCAUAACCGGUUUCCAUGAUAUCUCGCGGAAAUUCAUAGCUCAGUUCACCACCAGAAUCACAAAAGUCAAACACCCCAUCAGCUUGUUGGGAAUCAUUCAGAGACAGGACAAAUCCACGAGGAAAUACCUCGACCGAUUUAAUGACGAGUGUUUGACAGUCGACGGACUCACAGACUCGGUCGCAAGCCUCUGCCUUACAAACGGGCUCAUGAACGAGGACUUCCGGAAACACCUCACUACCAAACCAGUAUAG
Messenger RNA from Arachis stenosperma, 417 nucleotides. RefSeq lists its product as uncharacterized. The record is from RefSeq and is a predicted model, not a curated record. The coding region runs from base 1 to 417 and encodes 138 amino acids. NCBI's taxonomy places the organism in Eukaryota, Viridiplantae, Streptophyta, Magnoliopsida, Fabales, Fabaceae. The transcript has a single exon.